UGUAUUAAAGUUUGUGCACCAUAUCAUCCAGCUUCCCUUUUAUGUCUUGUCUGAUAAAUUAGACUGCUCCGUUUUAUUUAUGAUGCAUUACAACAUCGAACAUUAAUGCAUCAUUUAUGUCUGCAGAAGAAGAAGAAGAAUCUGUGACGCUUGUGGGUAUACAGCUCUGUAAUUUCUAUGAUUUCAGCUGAUUUUGACUCUGAUACGCAUCUUUUUCUGUGCAGCAUAUAAUUUUUAGAGGGUAUAGUAUAGCGUUUAAUAAAGAUCGGAUUAAAGCACAUUUCACAUCCGCGGAUCUCCCCAGCUGUGCAAGGUCCUCCCGCACUGCAAGCGGUGCUGUGUCAAACCUUUUUUUUUUUUUUUUUUUUUUUUUUCUUUCACAGCCAGCUGUGUAGCGUACCGACUGAUUUUUUUAAAUCUCCAUUUUAGACUGUACUGACGCAUCAGUAGCUUCAUGACCGGAACAGAGUGCCGGGCUACGGUCAGUUCCUGAUGGCCCAUGUCUAUCAAUACAGUUUCCCCUUUGCUGAAUCUGUGCGUGACCUGGGACAUGGAUAGACAGAGCCCAGGAGGGAAGCAGGCAGACGCUAAUAAGACAACAGCUACCACAUCGGCGGCCGUCGCCUUGGCAACAGUCGGCUCCGGCAGCACCACGUGCAGCCAGGCGCCCUCCACUUCCCUCAACAUCAUCCCAUCAGACAGACAGGCGGUCCAGGUCAUUCAGCACGCCAUCCACAGACCUCAAAGCAUGGCAGCCCAGUACCUGCACCAGAUGUACGCAGCCCAGCAGCAGCACCUCAUGCUGCAGACAGCGGCCCUGCAGCAGCACCAGCAGCCCUCCCACCUGCAGAGUCUGGCCACCAUACAGCAGGCUUCGGUUUGUCACAGGCAGUCGCCGUCUUCCUCCGGUGGUAGUUUGGUUCAACCAGCUGGCGUUUCCCAAAACUCAAUAACCCUACCAGCAUCUCCAGUGACAGCCCAGCUGAUUGGCCGAACUCAAACGUCCACCGCCGCCGCCACCACUAUUUCCCAGCAGGCCAUGCUCCUCGGAAACAGACAGGCCAACUGUAACCAAGCACAGAUGUACCUUCGAACUCAAAUGCUCAUUUUAACUCCUGCAGCCACGGUAGCUGCGGUUCAGUCAGACCUCCCUGCUGUGACCUCCUGCUCCUCUUUACCUACCUCCUCUCAGGUGCAGAAUCUGGCUCUGCGUGCCCACUUGCCCGGAGCUCUGGCCACAGCCCACAGCGUCAUCUUAAAGCCGUCCACUCAGUCCCAAGCUCUGUCUCCAGCUGCCUCUUUGUCCAAGACGACGAUCUGCACGCUGAAGACCAACCAGCUAACCGACUCCCCAACAGAAACAGGAGCGUCUGAGGUCACCCGGCUGACUUCAGGGCCCCAGAUAGUUACCCCAGCCUACUCUCCAGUACACACCCACACUCUGGUCAAGCAGCAGCUGUCCUGUCCUCCUGGCCAGCAGAUGGCGCAACACCAGCUCAUCCUCCAGCAGACCACUGGAGGAACCCCCAGCCACAGACAUCUCCAGCCCAUCGCCCUCAGAGUCGCAGCCCAAGACACAAACCCUCUUUCUCUUUCUGUUAAGAGACUGACCACUCCAAGCACCCAGUCACAACCAAGAAAUGACCCCACAGCAGCCUCUACUUCUUCUUCUUCUUUCUCCUCCUCAUCUGUCACAUCGUCAGCUCAGACCUCAGCCCCAUCCGCCGCCGUCCAGCCUCAGCCUCCUCCUCUGGUGGCCGCUCCGCAGCGUCGGACCUCCUUCCCACAAGCCCAGAACCAGCCUCCGCCUCCCCCCCCUCCUCUGGUUCUACCCAGACUUCCCCAGAACCCCACGGCCUCCCUCCACAGGCUGUCCCUGCACUCCGUCCAGGCUUUCGCCGUCCAGUCGGGACAAGUGCUGCUCAGGGAGCAGGAGCUGCCUGUGGCGGAGGCCCUGGUCCAGAUGCCCUACCAGAACCUGCCCCCUCCUCAGACGGUGGCCGUCGAUCUGAAGGUGCACCCAGUCGGACGCGACGAGACCCCGUCGUCGUUGGGGCAAAGAUGCAAUGUGAACGGGCUGAGCUCCGAGGAGAAGAAGGAUGGUCCACGGAGAAACGCGGCCCCGGCACCUCCGACUGUGUCUCCUAAGAAGAAUGUUGCAGCAGUGGCCGGUUCAUCGUCCUCCGUCACCUCCGGUCGCUCAGUGACCAGGUCGCCACAGCCGGAGGAGCCGUCCGAGCUCGCCGCCGUCAGUAGCAACAGCAACCGUAGCAACAACAACCCGCCUCCUCCGCCGUCUCCCCUGCCUCCUCCCAUCCUCCCUGCGGCAGCAAGGGGCCCCAGCCAGCCCCCGACCGAUCCAUCCAGCCUCCCGGGAAGCCCCGACAGGACGACCCACGUCCUCACGCACCUCAUAGAGGGCUUCGUCAUCAGAGAGGGACUCGAGCCGUUCCCGGUGCUACCGACCUCGAUGUUAGCGGACCAGCAGGCUUCACUCCCCGAAUCCCAGGAGACACAGGCCAACGGGGACGCGGCAGAGGACAGUCCUCUGGAUGCUGACCAGUCAGAUUCGUCGGAUUCUGACAUGGAAAACGACGGCCCUGCAGCAGAUGUUGCAGCAGAGCCGGUGGAGAGCGUGGCGGGCGUGCUGCAGUGUGAAUACUGUGGAAGCAGAGGUUACGCUCACACGUUCCUGCGUUCCAAACGCUUCUGCUCCAUGACGUGUGUCCGGAGGUUCAGCGUGAGCUGCACCAAACGCGUCACCGUGCUGCGAGCGGGUCGCUGGGGUCACAGGCCGAUGGGCCGGAGAGGACGACCCCCGAGCAGAGUCAACGGAGUCUCCAGAGAGCAUUUCCUGAGACAGGCUCCGUCCUUCGUCUCGGAGGAGACACAGCAGAGUCCACUCAGAGAGGAAGAGGAGCAGCAGAAGGAGGAGGAGGAGGAGGAGGAGGAGGAAGAAGAAGAAGAAGAAGGAGAAGAGGAAGAAGAAGAGGAAGUAGUAGAGGAGCCUCCUGUUCCCAUGACGACCAGGCUCAGAAAGCAAGCUGAGACGGAGAGGGAGCAGAGGACGACGGAGACGAUCACGGUUUCAGACGCAGAAGAAGACGUCAGUAGUCCCUCACACUGGGACGUGGAGCAGGUCUUUACUUAUGUCAACAGCCUGCCAGGUGGUGCAGACGUAGCCGAAGAGUUUCGCUCCCAGGAGAUAGACGGUCAGGCCCUGCUGCUGCUCACUGAGGAUCACCUGGUCAGCGCCAUGAACCUCAAACUGGGGCCGGCACUGAAACUCUGUGCUCACAUUAACUCUCUGAAAGACUCAUAAACCAGUCACGUCGCUGCACUCCGAGAAGAGAGGAGGACGCACAGAGGCAUCGUCUUUUUACCUGACCACGGAGCACUGCCAACUCGUCCUCUGAUACGAAACCACGAGCGGCUCUUUCUCUCACCUCUCACUUCAUUGUAGCAUUUUGACUCCAUUUGUUUCAGAAUGGUUUUACAGAUUCUUUGUACCAUUUGUAAUAAUUAUUAUUAAUAUUAUUAUUAUUAUUAUUAUUAAUACUGCUACUGCUACACAUGAACAAUCUCAAAGUUUACAAAGCAGAUUAUUGCCUCUUAUCUUAAAUUUGAUACAUUUAUCAUCAGCAACCAGUUGUAAUGAAUUAUGAAAUCUAACUGAUUAAUAAACUAUUUAUUAUUAUUAUUUAUUAUUAUUGCCGUAAUUAAUAUACAAAUAAAAGCUUUUAAAACAU
Mugil cephalus (flathead mullet) is the source of this 3749-nucleotide messenger RNA. It is a transcript of the gene phc3a, whose product is annotated as polyhomeotic homolog 3 (Drosophila). Gene Ontology annotation, cellular component: nucleus; PRC1 complex. The transcript has 15 exons. Lineage: Eukaryota; Metazoa; Chordata; Actinopteri; Mugiliformes; Mugilidae. Gene Ontology annotation, molecular function: protein binding; zinc ion binding. The record is from RefSeq and is a predicted model, not a curated record. The coding region runs from base 500 to 3322 and encodes 940 amino acids.